Messenger RNA from Ctenopharyngodon idella (grass carp), 5490 nucleotides. It is a transcript of the gene pgpep1l, whose product is annotated as pyroglutamyl-peptidase I like. Gene Ontology annotation, biological process: proteolysis. Bases 349 to 981 code for a protein of 210 amino acids. The transcript is spliced from 5 exons. Gene Ontology annotation, molecular function: pyroglutamyl-peptidase activity. Gene Ontology annotation, cellular component: cytosol. The record is from RefSeq and is a predicted model, not a curated record. NCBI's taxonomy places the organism in Eukaryota, Metazoa, Chordata, Actinopteri, Cypriniformes, Xenocyprididae.
UCUGACUGGACGCUCGCGUAAGGUUACUUAACAACGUCACUCCGCUUUAAUUAAUAUUCAUGACUUAGUCCUUCGCCAUGGUAGGUUGUACAAAUUCUGUCCCGUUCAGUGAGAUGUUUGAAGGAGUGCGUCUUUAGCUCUAUGAUGGGAUAUGAGAUGGCUCUCCCAUGUGGAGAAAAAUGGACAAUGCACUGCCUCACAGCCUCAUUUGCGUGAAGAGUCACUUUCGGUUAUAGGCCUAUACAAGACAUUUAUAUAGCCUAUUACUGUUGCACAGCAUCGUUACUUUCGUCCUCAGUUACGAGAAAGGUGGUAAACAGUGUUUUAAUUUAAUAAAACCUCAUCUCGAUGGACACUGCUAGUGAAAUUGUAGUUGUAACAGGUUUUGCCCCUUUCCGACAAUAUGUAGUGAAUCCAAGUUGGGAGGCAGCUAAGGGAUUGAAGAUGGCAGGACUUGGAUUGGGCAUAGAUGUCCAUAUUAUGGAGAUUCCUGUCAGUUAUGCAAAAUCACAACAAGUCCUUGAUCAUAUCUGGCAAACAAUGACUCCAAAGGUUGUUAUCCAUUUGGGCAUAGCCCCAGGAGCCAAAGGCAUUACACUGGAGCAAACAGGCAAGAACCACUACUACAAAGACAGAGAUGUGAGUGGUCUUUGCCCUGUUCAUCAUUGCUGUAUUGAGGGAGGACCAGAACGACUGGACUCUAUCAUAGACAUGAGGUCCCUUAGCAAGCAUUUAAAAAAUAUGGGACUUGAUGUCAUCUACUCCAGAGAUGCUGGGAGGUACCUGUGUGAUUUUGUAUACUACUAUUCACUGCACCAUGGGCAGGGAAGGGCUGUGCUGAUCCAUGUGCCAGCCUCAGGCAGCCUGGCAAGCCCAGAGAGACUGGUACCACAACUCCAGACCAUCAUCCACACUCUGUUACGCCAGCUGGGCAGCUCUGAACACACAACCUCAGAGUACGUGCACACAGCACACAGGUAGAAAACACUGAAGAAAAUGUCCUCUAUAAAACAUAAUCCUAUCAUGUAGAUCACAUAGUGGAAAUUUAAUAAGUGACACUUGACACAAGUCUUCAGACUCAUUCAUUUUUUAAUUCAAAAUUUAAGAAAAAAAGAAAAUACAUGAAAAUUCUUCAGAUAUACAUUAAGCCAAUGGCAUGUAAAAAGUCUACCAUCUCAACUGGAGGUGAGGAGAAAACUGAAAAACAGGAGGCCUUAGAUACAUAACUUACAAGAAGACGAGUACCAGCCAAGCCGUUUCACCGUUUCUACCAAUCAAUGCAAUGACACAGAGAUUUUUUUUUCAUUUUUCUCCUUUUUUUUUUCAUUUUUCUUUUCUUUUUUUUUGUGUGAAAGGAAAAUAAAGUGUUAUUAAACUCUUCAGUACAGUAGUUCAAGGCCCCUUUUGAAAUUUGUCGGAAUGCCAAGCAGAAACAACAGUGCCUGGGAAAUGAUGUCUGUAAAACCUCAAGCUCAUUAUUGCAAUUAAAAUGCAUACAUGCAUCUUUUCUAAACCUGAGGUUUUGCAUUAUGAAGAAAUAUAAUAAAAUAAUAGUUCUCAUGAUAGUUGAGGAAAAAAAUCAGUCAGUCUACCUUCAGGUUUGCAGAAAACUUUCAUUGCAACAUAAGCUAUUACUACUGUAAACUUGUCUCUUUUUAUUUUAAAUUCUAGUCAUGUUCUCUCUCUCUCUCUGUGUCAUGACUACCCGUAAUCUACUGGACAUCGCUGUCCUAUUUGUGUAUGUGUGUUUCUGUAGAACUGUAACCUACUGGUAACUAAGGAACCUUGGCAGCAUUCAAUGAAAACUGACAUUCACUUUGCAACAGGCCAAUGCUUUUGUCCAUAUUCAUUACAGAAAGAAAAAAAAAGAAGCAGAAAUAAAUAGUGAUAUCUAUUAUUUUCCCAUUAUAAACACAUCAAAAUCUUAAUCACUACAUCUACAUGUGAUACACUCCCACCCAUAUACAUACGCAACAAUACAAGCACAAGGGCUUUUACAGAAUGGUUAUUUCGAUCGUCUUGUACCACACAGAAUAUUCUUUUCUAACAAUGUGCCUCUUCCUCAGGUCUCUUCCUACAAGAGCCAACCCCUGGAGUUCAAAAGAUCCAAAAUACUAAAGUCAAAGAAUAUUUUAAGUGCCAUGAAACAGAACAGCCAGGGGUUGUAAGACCAUGACUUUCUCUGAAUCCUCUUUGCAAUUUAAUCGUCUGACCCAUCUGUUUUUAACGGUUGUUUGGAGAGAGAAAGCAUGUUGCUUAGAUCCACCACCCACCCAAUGCUAUUGGCAAGACUAUUUGUAGUCUCUGUAAAGCAGCAUGUUGUCAGCAGCAGUAGAAAAGAGAGGCAAAACUACAGCCCUUUCUCCCACUAGAGAAUAAUGUCGAUGAAUACGGUGACAAUUGGCCCUUUAUAUAUUGUACUCGCUAUGUGGAGUGCAUCUGACCAAACAAAUCAGUUGGAAUGUUUUUUCCAGGUAGGUUUAUGAGAAGGGGAAAAAAAUCCACUGGUUUGUUGUGAGAAAGUGUUGUAUGCAUUCAAUCAUUAGAUGCUUUGGCCAAAAGGUAUUAGAGUAGACUGCAGGAAAAGAGAAGGAAGAUUCACUUAAUGAACCAGGUAUAGUUAUCAGUGUGUAUUAAAGUCAUCCUCAGUUAUAGGCUAUUGACAGAUGUAGGAGACUGACAUUGUUGUGCAAAAGCACAGUGUGUCUAAGAAGGUCAUGCUGGGAAACAGGAAGUCCAGGGCCAUGAUCUCCAUUGAUGCUGCAAAUGAGUUUUUACUAAAAAUAAGAUCCUUUAAACGAAUGGAAACUUAAACAUCGUGUACAGUUUUCAAUGACAGCAUCGUAUUCAAAUCAUGUUUUUUGUUGGCUUAUCUGUUCUACAUCCAAUCCUGUACAGCUCAGCUGCACUUUUUGAAAUAUUCUAAUGUAAAAAGUAUGAAUAAUACUUCAUGUGACUUUUUUUUUGUCCUGCUGCAACCUUUUUGUAACCAAAACCAUAAAUGGAGUCUUGCUCUCAUUGCUCAAUAUGAGGAUAUUUUUUUUGCUAGCAUAUACAUGGCUAGAUGGGAGAUUUUUUUUUUUUUAAAACACAUUCAUUGCUUAAAGGGUUAGUUCACCCAAAAAUGAAAAUAAUGUCAUUUAUUACUCACCCUCAUGUCAUUCCACACCCAUAAGACCUUCGUUCAUCUUCGGAACACAAAUUAAGAUAUUUUUGAUAAAAUCCGAUGGCUCAGUGAGGCCUGCAUUGACAGCAAGAUAAUUAACACUUUCAAUGCCCAGAAAGCUAGUAAAGAUGUAUUUAAAACAGUUCAUGUGACUACAGUGGUUCAACCUUAAUGUUAUGAAGCGACGAGAAUACUUUUUUUCAACAUUAUCUAGUGAUGGGCGAUUUCAAAACACUGCUUCAUGAGGCUUCGAAGCUUUACGAAUCUUUUGUUUCAAAUCAGUGGUUCAGAGCGUCUGUCAAACUGCCAAAGUCACGUGAUUUCAGUAAACAAGGCUUCGUUACGUCAUAAGUGUUUUGAAACGUUUCGAAAUUUCAGUGGUUCAUGUGACUUUGGUAGUUUGAUACACGCUCCGAACCACUGAUUCGAAACAAAAGAUUCAUAAAGCUUCGAAGCUUCAUGAAGCAGUGUUUUGAAAUCGUCCAUCACUAGAUAUUGUUGAAUAAAGUCUUUAUUUUGUUUUUUUGGUGCACAAAAUGUAUUCUCGUCGCUUCAUAACAUUAAGGUUGAACCACUGUAGUCACAUGAACUGUUUUAAAUACGUCUUUAGUAGUUUUCUGGGCAUUGGAAAGUGUUAAAUCUUGCUGUCAAUGGAGGCCUCACUGAGCCAUCGGAUUUUAUCAAAAAUAUCUUAAUUUGUAUUCCAAAGAUGAAUGAAGGUCUUACGGGUGUGGAACAACAUGAGGGUGAGUAAUAAAUGAGAAUUUUCAUUUUUGGGUGAACUAACCCUUUAAGAUAUGCUCUCCUAAACCUUUAUGAACAGCAGUUUUUAUUGAAGAAUAUUAAAUGCAAAAGAAAAACACUGAUAGCUGAGAGCAAAUAACUUUUAUAAGUUUUAUCUCUAAGGUCCGUCAUGAUGAAACCAUCUGGUGAAUUAGGUAUUUUAACACGAUUAUUGCAGUAUUGCAGUGUGAUCAAAAGCAGUGUGAUUUUUGCAUUGCCAGGCAUGUGAUAAGGGAUGCAACAGACACGCCAUUAGGAAUCCCAUAGGCAUUUUAGCUCACACCAUGACUUCCUCUCUCUCCAUUCCUGGCAGCUUGUACUUUGUGGUGCUUAAAAAGUUUUUUUUUUCUUUCUUUUUUAAAUCAAGAGACAUGACAGAGGAUGAUAAGGUGUCCUCUACAGAAAAAAGCGAGAUGUAUUUUAUCAUUUCAUAUACUUACACAUUUAAAAAUAAAAGAGAAUGAGGUAGAUAGAUGCUGAAGGAAAUGAAAAAAGAAAGUCCCCCAGUCAUGACAUCAUGGAAAAUGCAUCUAGAAUCAGACUUUAUACUAAAUCAUAAGGGCAUUUGUACAGUGAUUUCAACUGGUAUCACACACACAAAAAAAAGGAAAUUAAAUAAAUACCCCUUCCAAGGGGGAAAAUAACCUUCUAAGACAGGAUAAAUAAGUCCUGGGUAACGUUCCCAAAUACACAUGGAGAAAUUCUUCAAAACUAAACUUUUUUUUUUUUUAAAGCCAACUAGCCAUGGAAACCUAAUGUUUUAUUUAGCAAUCUUUGAAGAAACCGAUCACUUUUCUGAACUUGAACCGAUUCUUAUUUGGUUACAGAUGGCAUAUUUCAUCAGGAAGUUUAGUGCUCAUUGCUUGGAUUUAUAAAAUUGAGGUGAUUACAGAGAUUAUGAAUGCAUCUUGUUUGGAGGUGAUACAGGCUGGUUGGCAUAUGGAGAGAAAUUAAGACAACCCAAUUAGCCCUGUUAGUUGCUAUUCAAUUACAUGAAUGGGUUACAAAAACAGUCUAUAAGGGUAAAUAAAUGUAAAUGAAAAAUUCCAUGACAAUGCCUGGCAGGAGGCAUGAGCACGGACACUGACAUACUGUACGGUUUACUACACUGUAAGGAGAGGCCAGCAACUAAAAAAGCUGAGGAAUCAUCUGAUGAGAACAUGAUGUCUGGAGAACAAAACUGUAACAUUAACCUGAGAUUGAGCUGCACCUCAUGAGUAGGUGCAGUGGUAGACAACUGUAUCAAGGGUGCCUAAAGUUCACAUGCAGAGCUAAAGAGUUUGUUGUAAUUAAUAAUAAUAAUAAUAAUAAUAAUAUAGAGAAAUGUUAAACACAAGGCAAUGGACAUGUGGCAAUGCAGACAACCUCUUAGGGAGAAAAAAUAAAAAUAAAUUGCUAUUCUCUUUUUUUGUAUUUUUUCUCUUUUUUUUGCAAGAAGAGUAUAAAGCAUAAGAAAAUGGACUGUAGUGGAGAUAUCAUAAAAUAUUAAACCUGAAGGAUUUAUAUAUAUAUAUAUAUAUAUAUAUAUAUAUAUAUAUAUA